UUCCACUAUGUACAAUUCUUAUUUGUUUUUCCCUAACAGUGAUCCAUCCAUUCAGGAUAUUACUCAUGGAAGAUGUUACAUAUAAUAAUGAUGUAACCGAGGGUGACCAGCCCACGAUAAUGGUAACAAACGACGACGGAAUAGAAGCACCAGGACUGCAGGCACUUGUCCGUGUCUUGGUUUCUACUAAUCGUUACCGUGUCUGGGUCUGCGCCCCUGAUUCGGAUAGAUCAGCGGUGAGUCACGCUGCUACUGUGCGUCGUACUCUCUCUGCAAAGCCAACCGAAAUCAGUGGAGCAACGGCUUUUGCUGUCUCUGGAACUCCGUCUGAUUGUACUUCGUUAGGAAUCUCAAAGGCACUUUUUCCUUCGGUUCCUGAUCUGGUGUUAAGUGGCAUAAAUAUGGGCAGCAACUGCGGUUAUCACAUUGUUUACUCGGGGACGGUGGCAGGUGCCCGUGAGGCCUUUAUAUAUGGUUUACCAUCUGUUUCCAUAUCAUAUGAUUGGAAAAACGGUAGGAGUAGUAUCAACGACUUCACACUGGCUGCAGAGGCUUGCUUAUCCAUAAUAAGUGCUAUAUUGGUUGAGAUAAAAAAUAAGACCUAUCCUCAGAAAUGUUUUCUGAAUGUUGAUUUGCCCACAGAUAUUCAGAAUCAUAAGGGUAUGAAGCUGACUAAACAAGGUAGCAGUUGUAUGAAAGUGAAUUGGAAGCAAGUUUCUUCUGAUGGUGAAGGCUUGACAGACGAGCCAACUUCAGUAUCAUUGAACCCGAAUAGUAAAGCUUUGUCACGAAACCUUUUCUUCAAUAUGGAGCUCAAGGAACGCCAGAUGGAAAAUGGUGGAACCGACUUCUGCUUCCUUAAGGAAGGAUAUAUAACCGUCACUCCCCUUGGGGCCUUGACUAAUGCAGAUGAUGAAAGCCAAACUUAUUUCAAAGAAUGGUUACCAGAAGUUGUUGCGUCUACUUUAGAACUCUGAUUAAUAUCUUGAUGUAUACAUACAAGGGUUGGAGUUACUGAAUAGGACCUAUUCUAUACUUUUAUUCUACUGAUAUAGCAUAAGUUCAUUCAGAUUUUAUUUAACAGUACUAUAUUUAAUGGUGUUAGUUUUUUACAAGUUCGAAUAAGGAACCGAAGUGUAACAUUUAUGUCCAAAAUAAUCAUAUGCUAUCAUAUGAAAUUAUGAUAAUUUGUUCACAUGAGGAAAAUGUGAGGUUGCGUUCAUCA
Molecule: messenger RNA, 1225 nt
Organism: Erigeron canadensis
Lineage: Eukaryota; Viridiplantae; Streptophyta; Magnoliopsida; Asterales; Asteraceae
Product: 5'-nucleotidase SurE-like
Exons: 10
Coding region: 66-977 (303 amino acids)
Cellular component (GO): cytosol
Molecular function (GO): nucleotidase activity
Source: RefSeq, a predicted model, not a curated record